AUGGAAGCCCUCCGGUCCAAAUAUGUUCCAACAGUGACUUCUAAUGGUGGUGAGAGAAAGAUCUUGCAAAAGGCGAUCUUUGACGGACACCAAUUAACAGAGGAACGAGCUUGGAAUUGGCAGUGGGCAAAUACACUGGCUGAAUCUCCAUCAGAGCGCCUAGAAGGAAUAACACCAGCCUUUGCUGACUGGCACUUAAAGAAGAUGUUUCUUGGGGUAUGUAUGUAUUCGAAAAAUUGAUGUUAACAAUAAAGUUUAUGAAAACAAAACAGAACAAUUCCUGCGUUAUCAAGGCAUACGUUAUAUUUUAAACACAUAACAAAUAAGGUUGCUCUGAAUAUCAUUAAUUUAUAUUCUUUUUCUUGGCAGCUGUAUAAUACAAAAUAAACAAUCAUAUAUCAUGGGAUUGGAGCCUGUAUGAUUAACCUACAAAGAGUUUGAUGUUAUUUUAAUGUUUUCUUUAAGCAAUAUUGUUACUGUGUAUUCAGAUCUUCAAGCAGCUGUUCUUUAAGGAAGGUUCAGCUGCUGAGAUGGGCACCUCCUGUGCAUUAAUGAAUCGAACAGGGAAGAGCAAUGCUAAAAGGGGUACUGAAAAGGAUUACAAUGCUUUCAAAGAUUUCAUUGAUCGUGAAACUGAGGCCCAUAUUAUUACAAAGUGGAUGCUAUUUUCUGGCAUGACUGAUAUGGAAGGAAUUCUUCAAAGUUCCUUUAAUAAUGCAUUCAAACACUUAGUUCUUGACAAGUCAUGACAAUAAAUUAUUUAAAGCCGACAAUGACACUUAAUAAAUCCAAUUUAAGCUAUAUUAUUACAUAAAUUAGCUUCAUGACAUUAUAUUGACUGCAUGGCUCUGGUACAGCAAAAUAGCACUGGUACUGACUAAAUAUACUGAAUAUGUACUCAAAAAUUUUAAUGUUAUUAAUAUAUUUUUUAACAAGUAUAUAUUUUUUUCAUCGAAAUUUUUUUGGUAGGAUCUCCUAGUAAGAGACCCAUUCCAAACACAACCAACUGAGAUUUGCAGAUGAUACGAGAAUAGCUCUGCAAAGAGACACAGACCUUUUUAGAUGGAUUGUUCUUAGGAACUAAUGUCUCAGAGAAUGUCAUUAUGUUAGAUGAGGCAUACAACCAAGGAUUUUCUUGUAGAGAUGGGAUGUGUGGUAUGCAGUUUUUGACUUCAUUCCACGAGAGUAAGGCACUGACCUCAACACAGUCCACAAAUGGAAAAUUGAUUGUGCUAAAAAGAUUAUUGCAACAUACAUUUUUGCUUCAUUUAAUCUUUGGGGAAUUUAAAGCCAUUUCUGAGGGUUUGAGACUUCCAAUAAUUUUUGCAUUUUAAAAUGGAAAUUAAAAUUAAUUUAAUGCCCAGUAAUUUUUUAUGAUGAAUUAGGCAUGAACAAGAACGACAUGGCUUGAUUAUCAAUGAUGGAGGUGAUAACAACAGAGACAAGUAUGGUUAUUACAAGUGUCAAGGACUGUGUACUCUUGUCUUUGCUACAAAUGCAACAAGGAAGAGGUGAAGUAUACACCCUUGGAGACAAUUUUCACCUUCAACCCAUUGACUCUCUUACAGUAUUGUCCAAUUCUUCAACUGCUUUCAAAAACGUACAGACGGCAAAUGAACUUCAUGUUCUUUGAAAUUGUUACCUACAGGCAUGAAAGUGUGCAGCAUCCUGGCUUAGAAGUAGCCAAUGAUACUCAACCUGAGGACCAAUUCAGUGAAGACUCCCAGAGUGAAAGUGAUAGAAUUUUUCAUUAA
This is a messenger RNA of Porites evermanni, 1754 nucleotides long. The record is from the annotation of a GenBank genome assembly. NCBI's taxonomy places the organism in Eukaryota, Metazoa, Cnidaria, Anthozoa, Scleractinia, Poritidae.